This is a messenger RNA of Triticum urartu, 1339 nucleotides long. Its product is annotated as REF/SRPP-like protein OsI_017815. The record is from RefSeq and is a predicted model, not a curated record. Gene Ontology annotation, molecular function: microtubule binding. NCBI's taxonomy places the organism in Eukaryota, Viridiplantae, Streptophyta, Magnoliopsida, Poales, Poaceae.
CCCCUCCCACUCCAGCCGCCGCUGCCCCCUUCUCCCUCCCAGAUCCAAUCCAAGUCAGAACCCCUCGCCCUCCCGCCCCGGCCUCCAUCUCCAUUCCUGCGCAUGUCGGCCACCUCCCUCCGGCGGAGUUCAACCCCCACCCCCAAGCACUGUUGCUCCACCCUCUCGCCCAUCCACAGAUCGAGCGAGGGGUGAGGCAACGCCCAGAUCCAUCGCCCCGCCGGAAUGAGAUGCAACACCAGAUGCCAAUCAGGACCUCGAUCUGGAUCGAGCAGGCGCUCUCCACCGAUGGGGCUUGGGCUGGCCGGCGUCCCACGUUGACGUCCUCCUCCCUCUCGCUCCCGGCAACGUGCUCGGUCUCCGCAGCCGAUGGCGCAGUCCGGCAACAACGACGCCACCUCGAUCAGUACUCAGCUCGCGGCGGAGGAUGUGAAGGUGGAGAGGACGCCCGAGGAGGAGGAGGCCAGGCUAAGGUACCUCGAGUUCGUGCAGCAGGCGGUUGCGCAGGCUGUCUUGCUGGUCACCGCGGCCUGCGCAUACGCCAAGCAGGACACCGGCCCGCUAUGCCCCGGCGUCGACCACGUCGAGGGGACCGUCAAGGCCGUCAUCGGCCCCGUGCGCCGCUGGAUUCGAGGGUGGAGCCUGAGCCUCCACUGGAGCAUGGAUCAGACGUGCAGGAGGUGGAGCUCCGCAUGGAUCAUGACAUGGUCGUCGUGGGGGCUUGGAUCAUCAAGUCCGCAGGCGGCGUUGGGGGCGGUGCAGUGCCAGCUGCUGGACAUAGUUCACCCUGGGUUGGUGUUGAUGCACAAGGUGAAUUUUGAUGCCAAGACGGAGUACGACAUGAUCCAGAACUACAGGAUUCUCCUGGAUGUGUUCAACAUGCUGUGGAUAGGCAAGACCAGGAAAUGAAAGAUCGCUCGACAAACGGCCGCUUCCAGACAGUUGGAUCUGAUCUUAUACCCGCACACGAGAGCUACCGGAGCAGCAACAGAUUAACAAGGACCCAAGCUGGACUCCCAAGUUCUUCGGUGAGCUGGCUCCAUCUCCUACCCCUAGCUCCCUCUUUUCUGCUCCUAUAGCAUGCUUUGUUGGACUCAUGCUCUGCUCCUACACAAGCUGGACUCAUGCUUUGUUAUACACUAGCAGCAGUACCUCAUGUACAUGCUCAAGGCGCUAAGGUGUUGGAGACGUGCCUAUACUUGUUGAGUGUUUUAUCUGUAGAGUGCUAUAUUGUGAUUGGUGUAAUAUUGUAUGGUUAUAUUGUGAUUGGCGGAAUGUAAUAAACUUGAUUGGUAUAUUGGUGAUUUGGCUGUUAUUUGAAUAUAUUUAAAAUGUGUUC